AUGUCGUCUGAGAAUCCAGAAAGUAUAUAUAAUAACUUGGGGCGACUCCGGAAGAACAGAAAGGUCAGGGGAAUUCUUCAGAGGAAGCAUGUUUCAGAAGUUGGUCAACAUCUUAAAAAGCAGCUAUCGGACAUUAAUGAGCACAACGCCGGUACGAAGGAAUUACAGUUUACUGUGGAAAAGGAUGGAAAAGUCAUUGAUUACAGUGAUAUUACCAUUCCUUCUGAAUUGGAUUAUGAUGCAUUUCGGAGUGCAUCUUUUUUACGUAGGAGCAACGAAAUCAAGGAACUUCUCAAGACAAAGCAGGAAGAUACUUUUGGUCUUGUUGUGGAUAAAUGCGAAAUGCGAUUUUGUGAUAUUGAUGAGUAUGAUCCUGUUUUCGAUUUGGUAGCAAUCAAAAAGAAGUCAUACAAUAACCUUACAAAAAAGGACGAGUACCUUAAAGCGCACUCUAACGAAUCAUGUAGUGUUCAGUGUACUGUGUCUGAUUUUGUCCAGAAGGAUUAUGAUUCCUUAGGUUAUCAGUGCUAUGACGAUUAUUUGGAUUUGCGAGGGUAUUCGUCGAUUCCUACAAAAAAACAGAAGUCUCUCUUUGAGUAUGAGGAGAUUGUUUGUGGUGUGGAUGGUUGUAUUUUCCGAUGUGUUAGCCCUGAAGAUAUGGAAAAUCACCGGAAACUUCACAGUUCCCCGCUUCCCUUUCCUUGCCUCGAAAAAGGUUGUCUUCAUUCUUGCAGCUCCCGCUUUGAUCUGAAGCAUCAUAUGUUGCAACAUUGCAAGCACCUCUUUCCAUGUCUAUCAAAAAAUUGCCGCUCUGUGUUGACAUCUCCACUUGAAUUGUGUUGUCACACUAUGUAUCAUACUGCGUUUUCUGUACAAGUACAAAGACGUAGGCUCUGCCACCUAUGCAGGAAGCUGGUAUUAUGUCACCAUUCCCACUUGCAACUCCAUCCUGAGAUUUGCCCCCAGUGCCCCUAUCCUGGUUGUUCGUAUGUAAUUCGAUCAAAGAAUCAGUAUUUUUAUCAUCGAUAUGCUCAUAAAUUGAAUGACGAACUUGCUAAAAGUUUGAAACAAGAAUAA
Messenger RNA from Blastocystis hominis, 1077 nucleotides. RefSeq lists its product as hypothetical. Bases 1 to 1077 code for a protein of 358 amino acids. The record is from RefSeq and is a predicted model, not a curated record. The transcript has a single exon. Lineage: Eukaryota; Bigyra; Opalinata; Blastocystidae.